AAGCGCCUUACUUUUCCUAGUUUGAACCGGACCCUGCACCAAUAGAAAUUAGAUCGAGAAUCGCCGCUCUGGCGCACGCCGUGCCGCCCGCGUCGCCUCUGGCAACUCGGUCUUUUGGCAUGCUCCAGUGACAAUAGCAAUUGUUCUCUUUUUGUUAAUAUUACAGGUUUAUUUAAGUGAAAUUGGAUAAAUGGUCAUCUCAUGAUGUGGCGCUGUUCAAUUCAAUGCGACGUUGCGGCGGUGCGGUGCUCUCCAUUCGUAUAAUACAAAACGAUCGGGAACAAACUUUAAAUUUUUUAUGGUGUAAAACAAAAUGUGAGCGCGCGUAUUUCGAGUGCUAUUUAGUUGUCUCCUAAUUUAGUUAAAGAGUUGUGAACUGUUCGCUUGCGUGCUGAAGAUAAUCAUGGAUUUUAUGUUAUAUAUCGCGGUGUUGGUGCUUUUGUGUUUGGAGGGUGGAGAAACUGGAGGCCAUGGAGAAAAACAUCAUGAUCACGUCAAAUUACACGUUCCUGAAUUCAUUCAUCACGAUCAUCACACAAAAGUUGUAACAAUACAUCAUCACCACAAGCCAAAGAAAGAACAUCAUCAUCAUCACCAUCACCACCACCACAAAAAGCCCCACAUUCCACAUGGCCAUCAUUAUCACCAUCAUAAAAAUUCUCAUAGUAUCAAAACUACAGUUACAAAACAUGGUGGUCACGGCCAUCAUAAGCAUAGUCAUGGUCAUCAUGGUCACCACGGCCAUCAUGGACAUCAUGGCCAUCAUGGACAUCACGGACAACACGGUCACCAUGGUCAUGGACAUCAUCACGAUUCACCGUCUUACAGUUAUGAUCCUCCAGCAGUCCCCACCUUCGAAGAAGAUUUUGGGUCAUCUUACACACCAUCUAUACCCUCAUAUGACACAGGUAUACCAUCACAGACACCACACGUACGUGGUGUAAGCCAUACGAUUAAACAAGUUAAAGUAUUCGAUUCCUUACCUGGUGUUAUACCCACGAAUACACGCUCGCAUGGCUAUGAAGUGACCGAGGAAGGCGAGGAUACCGACGAUGAUGUGUUUACACCAGUUAAUGGCUUCCAACAAGCCUUUCCAGCGACGUUCGGAUAUCUCCGGGGAGCUGCGGCUCAAUCAGUCGCGCAAAAUAAUUUUGCGCCACUUCCCGUGCAAACUACUGCUUUGAAGAACACUCAUGAUCCUUUCGCCUCCGCAGAAGCUAUUCCGAAUGGAUUAGUUCAAGUUGAUCCAUUUGCACCCACUGCAGAUAAUACAGGCUUUACUAACGUUCAACCGUCGGCCGAUUUUCCAGUGACAUUUCGAGGAAGUUCCGGUAACGAGCAACCAGACUCUUUCGCGGGUAUUGAAGGCGAUGACACCUCAUUCACUGCUCCACAAGGCUUGUCCGAAGACACGCCAGUCGCUUUUGCACGAGAAGCGGGCAUACAACAAACUUUUAAUAAGGGAGAUGUGGAGACUGUAGUAUAUUAG
Molecule: messenger RNA, 1489 nt
Organism: Manduca sexta (tobacco hornworm)
Lineage: Eukaryota; Metazoa; Arthropoda; Insecta; Lepidoptera; Sphingidae
Product: sarcoplasmic reticulum histidine-rich calcium-binding protein
Exons: 2
Coding region: 404-1489 (361 amino acids)
Source: RefSeq, a predicted model, not a curated record